AUGGGAAGUGGAACAAGGCCCUUUACCUUGUCUUCAUGGGUCUUAGUUGCAGCCUUCUUAGGUAUUAACUUAUUAUCCAGUGAAAUUUGUAGCGCUAAAGAUAUCUACAGGUGUGCUCCUUCUUCCUGCGGCAACAUCCACAACAUAAGCUACCCUUUUCGACUAAACCGUGACCCAGAAUACUGCGGGGACUCGAGGUAUACGUUGCACUGCGACAACAACGUUACGUGUGCAAAUCCAGUGAAUUCAUCUCUCAACGUAGUGAUUGCUCCAUGCAUUAAUAAUCUGAGUAGGACAGGUUAUGUCAACAUUCACGAUACAACGACGUCGGAUCUGGAGGAUGGGUGCAGUAUAGAGUGGACGACUAUGGCGAGUGAAUCCUUGGACGACCAAAAUUACCAAAACGUUUCUCACAGAUACAUAAACAUACACAACGCUUUGACGGAUGGCUUUUUGCUUUAUUAUCGUAGCUCAGGUGUUGCCUUUGUUGAAUGUGGCCCACACCAAUGGAUCCCACUUGGUUCCAAGUGUAAGCCAGGUAGCUUUGUUUUGGAUCUGUUGAAGCUGAUUUACGAUUAUGAGGCGCAAUUCUUUAGCUCAGGUGAUCCAUGGCGAGGAAUUACGCUACUAAUAACCAUUAUCUUCGUACUACAUCUCAUGGUAAAAUUUAUACUGGCUCCAUUUGUGAUUGGGUUUUUUAUCUAUACAUGGCGGAAAAGACAUUCGUCAAUGUAUAGCACGAUCGAAAAUUUUCUGCAUGAUGAUAACAAUUUUCCGCCGAUAAGGUACUCUUACUUGGACAUUAAAAAGAUGUCUAACGAAUUCAAGAAUAAGUUAGGUGAAGGAAGCUUUGGCAUGGUAUUUAAAGGAAAAUUACGCAGCGGCCAUUUUGGAGCAAUUAAGAUGUUGAGCAAGUCCAAAGCUAAUGGGGAAGAUUUCAUUAGUGAGGUAGCUACCAUUGGAAGGAUUCACCAUGUUAAUGUGGUGCAACUUGUUGGUUAUUGUGUUGAGGGUUCAAAGCGCGCUUUAGUAUAUGAGUUCAUGCAAAAUGGAUCUCUUGAUAAACACAUUUAUUCCAAACAAGGGAAUAACUUGCUAAGUUACAAGAAAAUGUAUGAUAUUUCACUUGGAGUAGCUCGAGGGAUUGAAUAUCUACAUCAAGGUUGUGACAUGCAAAUUUUACAUUUUGAUAUCAAGCCUCAUAACAUCCUUCUUGACGAAAAUUUUGUUCCAAAGAUUUCUGACUUUGGGCUUGCGAAAUUAUAUCCUACGGUUAACAGUACUGUCUCGUUAACGGCAGCAAGGGGAACAAUGGGUUACAUGGCUCCUGAGUUGUUCUACAAAAAUAUUGGUGGCGUCUCAUACAAAGCUGAUGUCUAUAGCUUUGGAAUGCUGUUGAUGGAAAUGGGAAGCAAACGAAAGAAUUUAAAUGCACGUGCAGAGCAUUCAAGCCAAAUUUACUUCCCCUCAUGGGUGUACGAUCAGUAUAAGGAGGGAAAGGAGCUGGAGAUGGAGGAUAUAACAGAGGAAGAAAAGAAAAUAGUAAAAAAAAUGGUUAUAACUGCCUUGUGGUGUAUUCAAAUGAAGCCAAGUGAUCGUCCGGCAAUGAACGAAGUUAUAAAGAUGCUCGAAGGAGAUGUAGAAAGCCUACAAAUGCCUCCUAAGCCUUUUCUGUGCCCUGAAGAGAUGCCUGUAGAUAUUCAUGAUAAUUUGAACCAUACAUGUUCUAACAUGGAGUUGACGUGUACUCUGUCACCUAGGUGA
Prunus armeniaca (apricot) is the source of this 1764-nucleotide messenger RNA. NCBI's taxonomy places the organism in Eukaryota, Viridiplantae, Streptophyta, Magnoliopsida, Rosales, Rosaceae. The record is from the annotation of a GenBank genome assembly.